AUGCCCCCAGCGCGACGCGAGCGCAGUGCAUUGCACGUGCAAGGCGCGCUGGCCGUAGCCGCGGUCGCCAUUGUAGGCGGGCUUGUUUGGCGGUGGCUCAGCAGCAGAGAGGGCCAGCCGCGGAGCGCUGCGCGACAAGCGCGCAGAAACCCGUCGCUGAGUGUAUCGUUUCCCAUGGACGCCGCGCUUGUGCGCGCACUGGAGACGGACCCUGCGUUGAAAGCAUCUGUCGAGCUGCUUUUCCAUACACUUGCGCCACUGUACACUGCGUACGCACUUUUUGCCGCGCCUACAGGGCACACAUUGCCGCUCGAGAAUGUAGAUGCGCUGCACAUCCUGCCGUACUCUACCGCGGAAGGACGCGCGAUGCUUGCACGGGCUUUGCAGUGCCAAGCACACCUGGAGCUUGUUUUUGUGUGUUUGGACGGGGAUAUUCAGCUUGGAGACGGCCCCGCAGAGCUGCACGCCUACCUUGGACGCCUGGAGCAGCUCGCACGCGCCGUCGAUUCGCUCCACGUUGCGCUUGUGCCGGGGCCGGUUCCUGGAGCGAACAUGCGCGCUUCGGCGUUCGUGCAAGCAUGGGAGGCACACGCUGUGUCCAAGCAGGCAAAUACCGCCCUGUUGCGCUGUGCUACGUGGGAUGACCUGGCUGCAGAGAUGGCGGCGCAGCGCGCGGCGUGGGGCUAG
Molecule: messenger RNA, 687 nt
Organism: Malassezia vespertilionis
Lineage: Eukaryota; Fungi; Basidiomycota; Malasseziomycetes; Malasseziales; Malasseziaceae
Exons: 1
Coding region: 1-687 (228 amino acids)
Source: RefSeq, a predicted model, not a curated record